AUGCAAUACAAAAUUAAGACUUUUAGAUAAUAUCAUCUUAAUAGAUAAGGUAAUUCAUUAUUAUUAAAAUUAUAGAUCUAUUUAAAAUCACCUAUCAGUCACCCUCAGAUUUUAAACCAUCUACAUCCUAAUCACUUAGAUUAAAAUUAUAUAAUCAAAAAUUUAACACAGAAAUAGAAAAUGAAAAUGAUCCUCCCACACCUCCUAAACAAAUCAUUGAUAUUACUAAACUGCCUAAUGGAUAGUUUAAAGAUACUAGUAUUAACUUUAUUUCGAGUAUUUAGGAUACAUGCAUACAGAUGAAUAAAAAGUAUUUAUAAUAAAAUAUUUCAAAACUAUCUUUACUCCAUUAAAAUUAUAUUCAGCAAUAGUUACCUAAAAAAGGGAUUUAAUAUUUCUAAAUAAUCCACAAAUAUAUAUUAAAAUUGAAAUUCUGAAUAAAAUUAUCACCUAACCUCAAAUAUAUGAGACAUUGAUAGAUAAAUCUAUUAAAACAUUUAGUAUUUAAAUUGAAAUAAAUUGCAAAAAUAUUGUAUAAAUAAAAAGCCUCUUUCGUAAUUGUCAAAAUUGUUUAUUUUAGUAGAAUUAUCAUUCUAAUCAUUAUUGUAGUUCCAAUUUAACUUUAUUAACUUUUAACUUUAAAUUGACAUAAUCAAUUUUGUCAUAUUAAUAAUUAAUAUUUAUUGUUGAGCAAUCAAGAUUCACUUUAAAAUAAGUACUAACAAAUUAUGUAGAAACAGAAGUUGAAUUGAUUGACAUCAUCUUAGUUUGA
Paramecium sonneborni is the source of this 772-nucleotide messenger RNA. NCBI's taxonomy places the organism in Eukaryota, Ciliophora, Oligohymenophorea, Peniculida, Parameciidae. The record is from the annotation of a GenBank genome assembly.